UUUGGAGCCUUCAUGGAAAAUUACCUUGUGACCAAGAGGGGAGGUCAGGACUGGUAGAGUUAGACUCCACUUGUCCUGAGAAGAGGAGGCAGCAGCAGCAGCAGCAGCAGCAGCAGAGCGAGGAUGGCCUGUGUGUUCGGCUGAUGAGGGGACUGAAGUCGGACGAUGGACAAACUAAAAGGUCCCGCAGUAGGAUGCACCACAGCCACCUGUGGAUGGAGAGCCCUGCUCCUCCCGCAGCUAAACAGACAGUCCCUGUACAUGUACGGCAGCGAAAUGGCCGUGGAGAAGGAGUGCAUACGACAGCUGCAGAGCGGAGUCUUUGUCAUCCACCCGUUCAGCCUCAUGAGGAGUUACUACAUCAUGUGCAUGAUGGCCAUCACAUUUCUGAACCUGAUUGGGAUUCCCAUGGAGAUAGCGUUUCUGGACGGAAACAGCGGGCUGGCAUGGGAGGGAUUUAACGUGUUUUCAGACACGCUGUUCCUAAUAGACGUGGCUCUGAAUUUCCGAAUGGGCAUCAUAGAAGAGGACGGCGAGGAAGCUAUUCUGGAUAUCAAGCGGAUCCGAGUCAGUUACCUGAGGACAUGGUUCAUACCGGACGUCAUAGCUGCUUUCCCAAUUGGCUACAUACUGUUGUUUGCGGACUUACAAUACCACAACGAUGACAACCCCUCCAAGACCAACAAGAUGAUGAGGAUACUGAUGUUUGUGCGGAUCCUCAGCCUGAUCAGACUGGCUCGAGUGUCCAGAUUGGUCAGGUUCUUCAACGAAGUGGAGAAAGUGUCAAAUGCAAACUUGGAGGUGGUCCGGUUGUUCUUCCGCAUCUUGUCUCUGUUCAUGAUGAUUUUCCUGCUGUGUCACUGGAACGGCUGCAUCCAGUACUUUGUCCCUAUGCUGGAGGAGUUUCCCACAGACUGCUGGGUCCGGAAAGAAAACCUGAUGAAUGCCACAGUGAUCGUGAAGUACUCUUGGGGAGUUUUCCGAGCUCUCUCCCAAAUGAUUGCUCUCUCUUAUGGCUCCAUGGAUGCACCAACAAAUUAUGUUGAAUUGUGGAUGGUCAUGGUCAGUAUGGUGUCCGGCUGUCUGAUGUACACCGUCCUCGUGGCCAAUGCUACAACCAUGAUUGCCAACAUUGACCCAGCAGCCAAGGAGUACAAGAGCAAGAUGAGCCGUUUGGAGCACUACAUGACCUUCAUGAAGCUGCCACCAGAGCUGCAGCUUCGUAUCAACAACUACUACCAGGCUCGCUAUGGGGGGAAGUGGUUUCAUGAGAAGGACGUCAUGGACACAGUGUCCUCAGCGCUUAAAGAGCAAAUCUUGAUGGUGAUGUGCAGCCGGCUGCUAAGAAACGUGCCAAUGUUUCAGAACAGAGAUGAAAACUUUAUCAACGCAGUCCUCCUCAAACUGGAGUAUGAGGUUUUCCUAGAGGGAGAUGCCAUCAUCCGACAGAACGUCCCAGGCGACCGCAUGUUUUUCAUCGACCACGGCCAGGUCCUCAUGGAGACUGAUUCAAACGAGAGGGAACUGUGUGAUGGAGACUUUUUUGGAGAGACAUGCGUGCUGACCAAAGGCAAACAUCUGGCCACAGUGAAGGCACUGACCGACUGCCAAUGCUUCUCUCUGUCCUGGGACGACUUUCAUGAGACGCUGGAGGGCUUCCCAGAUGUCAAGAAGGACUUAGAAAAAAUGGUUCAGCUGAACUCGGAUUGUGGACUUGUGUAAGACCAAAAACAGUAUAUGGACUUGUUUUUGCAAAGGACAAGAGAUAUGGAUAUUUCCAGGACACUGUAACUAUGUGAUGGACAAUAAGACUGUGGCUGAUUCCUCAUGUGGACCCAAGUUGGACAUUUAUUCAUUGAUGGGAUGGACAGUUUUAGAGCAUUUACUAUUUUCAUUCUGAUGGGAAUUAUUCUGUCUUCUGAUCCAUCAGUUAUCAGCAAUAAUCAAAGACCUCAACAGUAAAGACGGGUCAAACGUUUGAGCUUCCUUGUUGAUGCUGCAAUUUAGCAUUGAAGUCAAUACAUAUCUUAGUGACAUAACAAGAAAGAUUCAACAAUCAAAACAAAAGGGAAAUUCUGGUUUCUUACAACUUGGGCUUUAUUUUCGUUCGUCGUCUAUCCAUCCAUCCAUCCAUCCAUCCAUCGUCAACUGCUUAUCCAUGUACAGGGUCCUGGGGGGGCUGGAGGCAAUCCCUCUUUUGGCCAUCACUCAUAUCAAUAAAAACAGCAUUGUACUCAUGUUCAUUGCUGAGAUCUGGGAACAGGGCAACAUUGCUAAAACGUCAUACAACUGGGCAAGAAACACGAGCAGUCAAACAGCAAGUCAUCAUGUUAGCUAAAGUUAUUUAAACAAAGGCAAACCACAGUUAAGCGACCAACCAUUCAAUUUUUAUCUACGGUGCUUAGCAUAGUUUUCGUGUGCAGUGGAAGAUUAUUACUUAUCUUAUUAUCAUUUCAGAUGCACUUACGUUUAGUUUAAUCUCAAAAUAAUAAUUUAGAUAAUCUGACAAAACACCACCUGUCACAUUGUCUGACUUCUUGUCUGUUUGAACUUUAAUGUCACUAAGUUGCCCUGUUGUCAGAUCUCAGCAAAUACUUGUGAGUGCAAGGCUAGCAGCUCUAUGAGGCAGCGGGGCUUUUACCUAAAUGCUAAUAUCAGCAUGCUAAGAUGCUCAUGACAAUACUGACAUGUUAAUAUUUUAACAGGUAUAAUAUUUACCAUGUUCACCAUCUGUGUUGUACAUUUUGAUCUCAUGGACACGCUAGAUAGAAAUUUCAGGGGAUCAUUACAAUUAAUUCUCUAGAGAUCCAAUAAUGUCUGUGCAACGUUUCAUGCAAUCCAUUCAAUAUUUGUUGAGAUAUUUCAGUCUGGACCAAAGUGCUGACCAGCCAACUCUAAGGAUGGCUUAGAUAAGACCCAAGUUGAAAAAAAAAAAAAAUUGAAUUUUGCUUUAAUUGAAAAAAAAAAAACUUCAUGUAUGUCAUUUUUCUUUUCUCUAAAAUGACAUUUAUUUAGAAGUAAUAUUACGCAAGACAUGUUAAUGCCACUGUGAAAGCAACAAAAAUAAAGCCGAUACUGUAAUAUGA
Messenger RNA from Micropterus salmoides (largemouth bass), 3086 nucleotides. RefSeq names its product hyperpolarization activated cyclic nucleotide-gated potassium channel 5 (gene hcn5). Bases 166 to 1722 code for a protein of 518 amino acids. The transcript has 10 exons. NCBI's taxonomy places the organism in Eukaryota, Metazoa, Chordata, Actinopteri, Centrarchiformes, Centrarchidae. Gene Ontology annotation, biological process: monoatomic ion transport; transmembrane transport. Gene Ontology annotation, molecular function: monoatomic ion channel activity. Gene Ontology annotation, cellular component: membrane. The record is from RefSeq and is a predicted model, not a curated record.